CGGCAACAGGUAAAAAUGGAGUUGGACAAUAAAUUAGCAACGAGUGGUUCGAGAGAUACAGUUACGAGUCUAUAUAGAAGACACGAGGCGAAGUUCCUCGAUCAUUCAUCUUUGGAUAUGAAGAAGAUGAUACGCGCAUUAAUUUCAGUACUUUUAGCAAGUCUGUCGAUCCACUCGGUCUUGCCUCAAGUGAUAUCAUAUGCGAAAGUGUCGAGGAACGGUCAAGAGGACGUGGACACGAGGAACGAUGAUCCGUGGAUCGUCAGUAAUGGAACGCAAAGCGAAUCGAGGAGUAUCAAGAACAUAGCUAUCACUAUGUCACCUGUAUACAUCUCACCGAAAAUUCAAAAUCUAAAAAAUGGCGAAGCAGUUAAUUAUCCCUCUGUUGGAAGAUACACAACAUUGGACCAUGAAUUAUUAGGACAAUUGAACACAAAGAACACGAAGAAACAGAUUCAGGACAGAUAUCAUCCAUCACCGCUUAGCUUCAAAAACAAGGAGCCAUCGAACGAUAUGAAGGAAAACUCGAAACCUGCCAAUCGUCCAAAUAGCCCACCAAGUGGCCCACCAAGUGGCCCACCAAGUGGCCCACCAAGCGGUCCACCAAGCGGUCCACCAACUGGCCCAUCAUCUUCGAGCAUGUUCGACUUUUCUAAGCCAACGUUUUCAGAGAGCUACGACUAUAAACCACCAGAUUACUUAAGCAGUAAGCCGAUUUCGAAACCGCCAGAUUACCUCGGCGACAAGCCGAUCUCGAAGCCAAUGUCGAUGGACGACUACGCAGAUUCUGAGAUAAGUGACAAGCCACCAGAUUCCUACAAACCGGAUUCCUACAUGGCGUCCCACGAUUCCGACUACUCCGAUUAUCAACCGGACACGUCUUACAACAAUGAUUCACCGAAACCGAUCGAGUAUUCCGGCCAUUUGGAUCAUCCGCCAUACGACGACCACCAUUCUUACGGCCCCCAUCAUCACGACUUCCAUCACGAGGUGAUCUACGAUCACAUACCCGAGCAGCCGGAAAUGAACGAUCAGAGGCUCGACAAGAGGCCAUACUCUUAUUACUACAUAGGCAAGAAACUUUGGUACAUUCCGCUGUAUUUCAGCAUCUACUUCAUCAUAUACAUCGCUGCUCUGGUAUUGAAAAGCAUCGCAAGACACAAGAUCACGUUCCCCGCGCAUUUGGCCGAUGCUGUGAAUCACGAUCACGGCAGAUCGUACAACGAUUUCAGCUGGUGGGAUUUCGCGGGCGAAGCGUUGCAGAGUGUCGAGAGCUUUGCCGAGAAGUAUGGAAAAGUUUUUUAGACUGAUUUCUAAUGAUUUGAAUGAGUUGCAGCGGAGGAUUGAUUUUGACGAGUCAGUUUUAAUGUAUAUUUGGAAAUGAGUAUCAUUUGAUCGCGAGUUAUAUUAGAUUGUGUAAGGAAUUAUUAUUACUUUUGAACAUAUUACACGAUCCAAUGUUAUGAUAUCGAUGAAUGUUUCGAUGGUAUCAUAUAUACGCAAAUCGCUCGCAAUAGUAAAUUAAGUUCGUGGAAUUCUAAUUCUAUUUUGACAACAUACCGAAUCCACGGUUUGUUUGUAACUUUAUAAAUAAUAUAAAUAAGGUAUACGUAUUACAGUACCAGCAAUAAUUUUGUACGUGUAAAUAUUAUGAGUUUUUGUAAAUAUUUAAUGUAAUAUUUAAAUAAAUAGCCAUUCAUAAAUAUAUAUAUAUACGAAGUAACUAUAAUGGAAACGAAAAUUUAUGCCAAUUCUUUACUACGUUAUGUAUCCUUCAAAAAAGAAAAUUUGUUUAAACGAUAAAAA
Molecule: messenger RNA, 1806 nt
Organism: Apis cerana (Asiatic honeybee)
Lineage: Eukaryota; Metazoa; Arthropoda; Insecta; Hymenoptera; Apidae
Source: RefSeq, a predicted model, not a curated record